Molecule: messenger RNA, 1768 nt
Organism: Strongylocentrotus purpuratus (purple sea urchin)
Lineage: Eukaryota; Metazoa; Echinodermata; Echinoidea; Camarodonta; Strongylocentrotidae
Exons: 2
Coding region: 191-1186 (331 amino acids)
Source: RefSeq, a predicted model, not a curated record
UAAAAAUUACAAAUUUUGUUAGAAAUUAUUAAUAGUGGUGAUAACUUUUUUUUUUUUUUUUCAUCUAGAGUCCAUGGAAUGUCGAGUCUCUUGUUCAUAGGCUGGGAUGAUGCUAGAAUCGUGUAGGUGAAACCCCCUCAGAACAGAUAUUUCAACAUUCUUGUUGUCAGGGCAAGUGAAUACUACCAACAUGAGUGAAGCACAGGCACGUGUCCUUGCCAUGGCCAUUCUGGACAAUGAAGAGGUGAUCAAGAAACCUGUUAUGGCUUCAACCAUCGAUCAGGUUGAAGCAGAGUUGAGACAGACGUGCACGUAUCUUUCCAACUCGUCCGUAAAGAGAAUCCUGGUCUACGACAAUUUUUUUGAGGAGUUUGUGGAUAAACCAAACCAUCCUUUAGAGGACAGAGAGAAGAUAAAGCUUUAUUUCACAUCAUCUGCGCCUCCAACAGUCACACCCCCUUUAAGGCCAUCAACGUCAUCUUCAUCCCCCUCGAGGCCCUCCACGUCGGCAUCGCCUUCAAGGCCUUCUACUUCCUCCAGACCAUAUGGGACAUCUCAAACAACAUUGAUGUUUGGUAAAGAUGGCUUGAAGAUCAACAAAGAGCCACCUGUGGUUAAAUCGAACGAGGCAUUGGAAAAGGAAAUAGAAGAAAGGUCGAAAAUUUUCGGCAAGGAUGGCAAACCCGUGAAUCGCUAUGGUAAGAAAAUAAAUGCCACGUCAUUUGCCCUAGCUAAGGAGGAACCUUCUCUCCUGCAAAACAGAGGGAAUCUACUUCAAGCUGCAAGGAAGGCACUGCAUGACUCGGGGUAUGAGUAUGCCCACGGAAAAAAAACUCGGAGCCAAAAAUUUGGCAGACACCAAAAAGAGAAGGAAGUUGAGAAGUACACCUGUGAAGCUGCACGUCAUGAACGCUCAACAGAACUGAAUGAAUCAAUCUCCAGCCUGCAAAAACAAGCCGAAUACUUAGAAAAGGCCAAAGAGAAAGCCGUGAACUCGAGUCUCUUCUGUGAGGCUGCCACAUUGGAGCAUCAGGGGUCAGAGUUGAAGAUGAAAAUUAGAAGAGAAAACAUAGAGUUGAUGGAGAUACAGCAACACAGCAGCAAGUUACUGAAGAGAAGAAAUAGCAGGAAACGAAAUAAGAGUGGAAAGAAUGCACAAACAGACCUUCAUUAUUUCAAUUCCUGAACAAACUAAAGUGCCACUUAAACCCUUUCUAAGUCAAGAUUGGCCGAAUUGACCCUUCCCCUAGUUGGAGUUGUUGCAGACCAUGUUUGUGAUAUUUACUGCUUUUUAUGACUUUGAAAUGAAUAAUAUUGGUCUAAGAGAAGAGGCAAAACAUGCAAGCCGCCAUCUUGGAUUAUAAUGUAGGCACACAUUUUUUGUCCAAUGAGGACAACCACAAGUCAUUGAUGUGCCAGAGAACAGAUUUUCACCAAAAGGUUUAUUAAGAAUCAAGAUACAGUCAAACCUCUCUAUAAAGGCUACCUGCGUAUAGUGGCCAUGUACUUUGCCUCCAUCGAGAAAGAAAUAUGUGUUUACCUGUCUAUAGAUUGAGGCCAUCUGCCUACAGGGGCAACUUUCACUGUUUCCCUUGGGUUACCUCAAUAGACAGUUCUGACUGUACGUUUCAAUUACUUCAAAUCAAGUCGGGCAAGUACUAGUGUGCACAAUUACAUUUGCACCUUGUACUAUAUACAGAUCUGGGCCCCGUCUUACAAAGAGUUGAUAUCAAUCGUAACUUAUUUGAGAUUGAUAUCAAUCGUAACU